AACGUCAACAUCAUUCUCUUUUCUUUCUGCAGACUGCUGCCCACAAAGUUAUAUUUCUCCCUACGCACGAAACCCCCAACCUGCCGAGAGAUUAGACGUCAUCAUCAAAGGGUCCAGCCAGCCGACGAAUCGCGGUUCAACCCCCAGCAUCCCUCAUCCUGGUUUACCCCCGCCAGCUCUCACGUGGGUUGAUCAUCAGGGCUCCAACGGCAUCUCUCGGAGCACAAAAACAAGCGCGACAACGAUUUCCAGACUCGAUUCGGCCAAUAUUCAACAGCCAAUCAACCGCUUGACAUACCAACUUGGCCCUGACCAACGUUUCUCGCAAAGACCAGCCUGUCGGCGUCCACCCCUCCCUUCUCUGCCACGCCACUUUGCUACAUAGUAGCGGGAGCCUCAGUUGUGUCCCAGACAGCCGUCAGGAACCAUAAGCCACCUGAUAUUACUUGGCCCGCUGCACAUCAUCCCGAGAAACACGUCCCAUUCUUUCUGUACAUACGGGACAGCACGAACCCUAUCGGUAUACCGUGGGGAAUAAGCCAAAUACCAUGGGGAAACCCAAAAACUCAACCGCCGGCAAGACAAAGGCCGGCUCUAGAACUAAUAAUGGCGGCGGCAACGCAAAGUUGACAACAACCGCCUCGAUUCCCGCCGCACCGCCCGCAUGGCCCCAAUUCAAACCGCCGUUACCGGUCACCGACCUGGCUGCCGACCAGCUCGCUUCUUGCCCGGACAAGGUCGUCCUGAUUCGCAACUUUUGGCCAAAAUCCCUCUGCAGUGCCUAUGUCACUUUUCUGAGGGGUUUACCGCUGAUCACCACCCCUGGUCGGCCUAAGCGGGGAGAAGCGGUUAGAGUGAAUGACCGUUUUCAAGUGCAGGAUGCUGCCUUUGCUCAACGCCUGUGGACGGAGACUGGACUGCGCGAAUCGCUUGCUCAAGAAGACAUUCAGGGUUUAUGGGGCGGUGAAGUCGUUGGUCUGAAUCCCAAUAUUCGCAUCUAUCGUUACUCCAAGGGCCAGUAUUUCGAUGCACAUUACGACGAUUCGAACAAGGUAUCACUCAACAUCGACCCCUCCUCCGGGCCCGUCACGUGCAAGACAACCUGGACGCUGCUCCUCUAUCUUACCUCUUCCGCUGAGGGCUGUGUUGGCGGCGAGACCGUCUUCUUUCCCAACGACCACCGCUCCGCCAAGGAGGAGAUCCCGGUCGCUCUCGAAACGGGCAUGCUCCUCUUACACAAGCAUGGCGACGACUGCAUGCUGGUAAGUCUCUUCUGUUCAGAUUUUUCAGCCCUUCAGUCCUCGGUACUAUCAAAAACUCCAUGCGUCCUCCCCUGAUCCCCGGACGAACCAUGGUCAUAGCCAGAUGCACCUGAACCUGUCGUUUUUUUGCGCAACAUUGAUCGUUGCCACUACGAUGUAUUCGCUGGCACUUCGCUCUCCAGUGCCUUUUUUUUUCAUUGCUUUUCAUGGCGCGAAACGAGGACCCAACCACGGCCACCUCAGCUGCGGCCUCACCUCUCCAUCUCUCUGCCUCUUCCUUUCUCACGCUUCUCUGGCUGUGCUCCAAUCCCAUCACUUCAAAGUUCCCCUCCCAACCACCGAACUCGAUAUGUCCACUCUGCACCACGGUACCUAGCAACCUGGGCAGCACAACAGUACCCCUGCAUCUCUCCCGCCUACACUACCUGCCUGUCCCUUGAUCCUUUUUUUUUUUUUUCAAUCGUACCAGGUCGCAGCGAAGGCCACUGCAGACUGACACAUGUUCCACUUAUCAACAGCACGAGGGGCGCGAGGUCAGCGCAGGCGAGAAGUGGGUGCUGAGAACAGACCUUUGCGUCAGGAAGUGAAGAAAGAAGGGGAGUGAGUGAGAGAGGAGAGCGAGAGAUUUGCGAUCAGCGACCUAACCAUCAAGCAACAUCCUUACUUCCCCUGCACUGUCUUCUUCUGCUUCUGCUUCUGCUUCUACUUCGACUUCUUCCUCCCGAUCCGCCUUUUUUUUGGUCUUUUUUUUUUAUGCCCGCUCGGACGUGGAGCAAACCAAAGCAGCUGAAGAGAGCACACAUCGUUCUCGGUUUCUUUUCUCACUCCCCUUUCCCCCGUUUCCUUGCCCGCCUCCCCGUUCCCCAAUCCACUGCCUUGGUACCAGUCAUCGCCACGCCACUCUGAGAACGGCCCUUUCCUGGGUUCCAAGACAAUGAUGAACCCCGUCCGAUCACGGAAUCUUACGCGGGAUCCUACCCCCCCCUCUUAUUUGAUCAGAUAUUGCUGGAUCGUAUGGAGAAGCGGGAACAGAAUGCUGCAACACGUCUGAUGGAAGUGGGACCAUACACUUCGACAGUGCGCUGGCCUCUAGGUCAAGUGAUCUCGCUGUAUGCAUGCUGCACCCGAUUAGGUUUUGCCGUUUGAUCGACGAUGAUGUUGUGGACGGACGUGGGCUGAGUAAAACAGGACAGACAAGUCUGUCGUCGUCGUCGUCGUCGUCGUCGAGCUUGGCUAGAACAUGUUGGAAGAACGUUGGAGACAUGUAGGUCACACAGGGCAAGUUGAAGGAGAGGAUGGACACUGGCUACGAAUUAGCUAUGGGUGGCAUUUCGUACCGGAGGAUUACCGGUGGGAGGGGAGUGGACAAUGGAGUCAAUCUGAUGCCCCAAUCGCAACUCGACAUUUUUCCAUGUCUGCCAUACUUGUCUACAUUUAGACAGUUCAGCCAGUGUCCACCAGGAACGCGGCCGAGUGAUAAUCCCC
Colletotrichum scovillei is the source of this 2747-nucleotide messenger RNA. RefSeq lists its product as uncharacterized. The coding region runs from base 549 to 1337 and encodes 262 amino acids. Gene Ontology annotation, molecular function: procollagen-proline 4-dioxygenase activity. Lineage: Eukaryota; Fungi; Ascomycota; Sordariomycetes; Glomerellales; Glomerellaceae. The transcript is spliced from 3 exons. The record is from RefSeq and is a predicted model, not a curated record. Gene Ontology annotation, cellular component: endoplasmic reticulum. Gene Ontology annotation, biological process: peptidyl-proline hydroxylation to 4-hydroxy-L-proline.